AAGAAAGCCGGGGGGGGUACUGCGACAACGGCGAAAGCGCAAAAAGCGAGUUGACAUGGCGGAGGCCGGGAAAGUGAGGAAAGAGGCGGCGAGUGCGGCCAAAGACACAGUGCGACCGCGAGAGGGCGAGACGAGAGCCGAGAAUCCACAUUUGAAGCCGCAGGAAGAGCCGCAGAUCGGCAUUCUUCCCACGACCAAGUGGGAAGACAUCUCACUGCAGCGAGGCUUACUGGAGGAGCUGCGGGCGAACGAUGGCAUAAGAGCAGUCUGCCGGGAGAUUGGUCGCAUUGCCAACGAUGUGGAAGUGAAGGCUCAAGAGCUGCCCUUUGUGGUAGCCGAGGACCUGGUGAAGAACAUCGGGGAGCACCAGCUGCAAGCCAUCCUUGCAUACACGCACGAUUUUCAGGCGCCGUCCGGCAAAGCCGGAAAUCUCUACUUCGAGCUGAACAACGCCCUCCGAAAGCGUGGGGUGGAAGACCGGGCUUCUAUGAUGAGGACCUGGGGCCCAUUUGUUUGCUAUGCAUUGAAGGGUAUGGGUCAGCUGCCUGCGCACCAAGGUGUGGUGUACCGGGGCAUGCCCGGAAAAGAUUUUGUGCUUAGCCAGUACAAGAAAGGGCGUCCCAUCCAGUGGGGCGCGUUUUCUUCCACCUCAACCUUCAAAGCCAGCUCCGUACAAUUCAUGGAGGCAGAUGGUGUCCUUCUGAAGAUCGAUGUUCAGAGCGGACGGAAGCUCGGUGCCAUCUCAUUUUUCCCCCAGGAGGAGGAGGUGAUACUGUCGCCCAACUGCAGAUUCGUAGUCACAUCCGAUUCCUACGAGCAAGAUGGAGUGACACUGGUGGACCUAGUGGAAACGACGACAGAUGCCUUCAUCUCCUGA
This is a messenger RNA of Effrenium voratum, 877 nucleotides long. NCBI's taxonomy places the organism in Eukaryota, Dinophyceae, Suessiales, Symbiodiniaceae. The record is from the annotation of a GenBank genome assembly.